Molecule: messenger RNA, 3451 nt
Organism: Mya arenaria
Lineage: Eukaryota; Metazoa; Mollusca; Bivalvia; Myida; Myidae
Product: nardilysin-like
Exons: 32
Coding region: 158-3331 (1057 amino acids)
Biological process (GO): proteolysis
Molecular function (GO): metalloendopeptidase activity; metal ion binding
Source: RefSeq, a predicted model, not a curated record
GUCAGGCGCUUGAUUAAUCGUCAACAGUCUCAUAUUACGCGAUUUUGUUCGUUUUCUUUGUAAUCUGUGUUCAAAUUAUCUAGCACUACACUUUCACAUGCUGGAACAUACGAUUUAUUUAUCCAAAAAUGAUAUAAAAGUCUAGCUACAGGAUGCAAUGCGAUUAGUUAGAAGUUUCAUAAGGCAAAUAAAAGUAAUUUCAACCAACUGCGUUCAUUUACCAAAACGAAGGAUGUCAUCAAAUGUGCUGGUGGAUACUGCCGCCUCUAUGAUUAAAAAAUCUCCUAAUGAUAAAAGGGAUUACAGGUUUGUUGUUUUGGAUAAUGGUCUGCGUGCACUGCUGAUCUCUGACUUGGACGGCGCACAGGAGCCUGAGGAUGAUAACGACUCCGAUGACAUGGAAACUGAUGCUGAGAGUGAAGGGAGCGAGAUGGAGGAGGAAGAUGGAGAGUCCGAGGGAGAGAUGAGUGACGCCGAAGAUGUUGACGAUACACAAGCGUCUGAGAAAAUGUCAGCAGCUGCGCUGUGUAUAGGAGUGGGGAGUUUCUCAGACCCUGAUGACAUCCAGGGAUUCGCACACUUCCUAGAACAUAUGGUGUUCAUGGGAAGUGAAAAGUACCCUAAGGAAAAUGCGUUUGAUGACUAUUUGUCAAGACAUGGUGGCCACACAAAUGCCUGGACAGACCAUGAAAGAACUAAUUUCUACUUCGAUGUUGAUCGUGACUAUUUCCGGAAGUCCCUGGACCAGUUUGCCCAAUUCUUCGUGAACUCGCUCCUUCUAAAGGAUGCUGUUGACAGGGAAAUACAAGCUGUUGAUAGUGAGUUCCAGGAGCGGGUUCCCAGCGAUGAUGACCGUCUGUGUCAGAUCAUGGCUGAUACGGCUAAACCUGGUCAUCCCAUGUCCAAAUUCCUCCUAGGGAACCUUGAGAGUCUGAAGAAGAUGCCAGAGGAGAAGAACAUCGAUGUGUACGGACGACUGCGGGACUUCUAUGAGCGCUAUUACACGGCACAGUACAUGACCCUGGCUGUACACUCAAAACAUAACCUUGACAAGUUGGAGAAGUGGACCCGAGAAAGCUUCUCUGGAAUCCGUAACAAUAAGGAGCCACCUGUCACUUUCCAUCAAAUGAAAGAGCCAUUCGAUACUGAUGCCUUCAGAAAGAUAUACAAAGUGAUAGCGGUGACGACCACACACAAGCUGUAUGUGACCUGGCCCUUCCCUCCCCUACAGGCCAAAUACAGACUGAAGCCCCUGGAGUACAUCUCGUCUCUCAUGAAUCACGAGGGAGAAGGAAGCAUCUACUCAUAUCUCAAAAAAAGAAACUGGGCGUUUGGUGUGUUGGGGGGCAACUCUGGUGACGGUAAUGAUAUGAACACCACAUGGUCAGGAAUGGACAUGUGUAUCACGCUGACUGACACUGGUAUCAAACAUGUACAUGAGGUGCUGCAGGUGAUAUUCUCUUACAUCAGGCUGCUGAAGGACGCCGGCACCCAGGAGUGGUUCUACCGGGAACUCCAGCUGACCGAGGACAACAAGUUCAGAUGGAAGGAACAGGGUGACCCAACAGAAUAUGUUGAGAAGAUGGCAGACAACAUGCAGCUCUAUCCUCCGAGGGACUUCCUCACCGGCCACAGGCUACUGUUUCAGUAUGAUUCACAGGUGUUGUCAGACUGCAUGGAUAACCUUCGUGCAGAUAACUGUAACGUGAUGAUCCUGUCCAGCGACCUGACAGAGGCUGACUGCCCACAUCGGGAAGGCUGGUUUGGCUCAAAGUACAACAUGGAAGAUAUAACUCCAGAACUCAGGCAACAGUGGACUUCUGAACUUGGAGCGACUCAAGCAGAACUUUACCUGCCCAGACCCAACCAGUUUCUCUGUACUGACUACACAGUGAAGGAAGUCCCGCCCUCGGAACAGACCCCACUACCCGCCCUUGUGUCAUCCAGUUCCCAGCACAAACUGUUCUUCAAGAAGGACAACAAGUUCCUUGUACCAAAAGGUUAUGUAAAGUACCAUCUAAGAAGUCCAGUUGUGUUUGAAAGUGCUAAAAGCUUGGCCCUGUUUGACGUGUUUGUGUCGAUUCUGUACCACAACCUGUCUGAGCCGACAUACCCCGCUCUCAUGGCCGGAUAUGAGAUCCUGUGUGCUGCUGACUCCACACAGUCUGGGCUCACCAUCACUGUGGAUGGUUUUGACCAUAAAAUCAAGGAGGUGUUGAUGCUUAUUGUUGAUCUGCUGGUGGGGUUUUCCUGCAGUGAGGAGAUGUUCACAGCCAUGAAGGCAGAGGUAAAGAAAGGAUACCACAACACUGUCAUCAAACCACAGGAGGCGGCCAGCAUGUUGCGGUGGCAGUUGUUAGAGCCGUGCUACAUGAGUCACCUGGACCGCUACCAGGUGGUGGACACCCUCACCAGGGACAGCCUUAUGGAGUUUGUACACAGCUUUCUACACAGGAUCACCGUAGAGGCUCUCGUUAUGGGCAACUUUACACAGAAGGAGGCCAUAUGUUUACAUGAGGAUGUGACAGGUAGACUGCCGCUCCAGACCUGCUCUGAUGAACCUGUCUUCCAGGAGCAUGACCUGGUUGUGUCUCUUCCCACCCAGCUUUCAUAUUGCCAGACCCUAGGGCUUAACCCUGAGGGUACGAUGUCAUAUCUCGUGAACUACUAUCAGAGUGGGCCCGGCAGCCUGAGAACUACCUGUCUCAACAGUGUCCUAAAGGGUCGGAUGUACGAGCCAUGUUUCGACACCUUACGGACAAAGAAGCAGCUGGGAUACACGGUAGAGUGUAUUAACUUCCUCACAUACGGCAUUAUGGGGCUUGGGAUAUGUGUGGAGUACCAGGCUAGCAAGUUCAGUGAGUCUUAUGUGAACGGGGAAGUGGAGGGAUUUCUGGUGGAGAUGCGUGGAAUACUCGACACCAUGACCGAUGAUGAAUUUCACACCAUGAUCGAGAGCGAGAUAACAGCACGGCGCACAGAGGACACGUGCCUGGAGGAGGAGGUCGGGAGAUACUGGGCUGAGAUUCUCAACCUGACGUAUGUGUUUGACAGGCCGGCUGUUGAGAUUGGCGUUAUCAAGACGUUUACAAAGCAGGAUCUGGUAGACUGGUACACCCAACAAUACCUAGGGAAUUAUCAACGCAAAGUCAGCAUACAGGUUGUUGGAAAGCAGAGCCAGAGGCUUGCCGAGUGUAAGCAUCUUGAGGAUACAGAUCACACGGUCAAGUGUCUGGUUGACCCGGAUCAGGCGGGAGCUGUUGCCAUAGAGAAUAUUCAGAAAUUUAGGAACUCUCUUAAAACUUUUCCUUAUACAAAAAUUACUACUUGAUGCGAUUGCGUUUUCUAGUCAUCUUUAAAAUUGAAAUUUUUUGUUAGUUGCUUUUGAACUAUCGUUUGAAUGGAUUAGAUAAAUUUAUGACAAUGGCAAUAAAAUGACUAUAUGAAUGAA